Messenger RNA from Agrilus planipennis (emerald ash borer), 3502 nucleotides. Its product is annotated as sex peptide receptor-like. Gene Ontology annotation, biological process: G protein-coupled receptor signaling pathway. Gene Ontology annotation, cellular component: membrane. The transcript has 6 exons. Bases 2162 to 3379 code for a protein of 405 amino acids. Gene Ontology annotation, molecular function: G protein-coupled peptide receptor activity. The record is from RefSeq and is a predicted model, not a curated record. NCBI's taxonomy places the organism in Eukaryota, Metazoa, Arthropoda, Insecta, Coleoptera, Buprestidae.
AUUAAGUGAAGUAUGCAUUAAAUCAGUGAAAUUUCUUUUGCGUCCCUUUGUAUUUAGUUUUUUCCUUAGAUUCUUUUAGUGUUUGCUAUUUUUAUGUUAAUAUUUGUCACGCUUUAAAUCUUCUGUUAAUGUUUGUCCUAUUGUGGGUGUUUUUAAAUGUUUGUGUUCUUCGUAACAUUCCUUAAUGUUUGUCUAUCGGUUUCUUAAAUCAAAUGUUCCUUUAAUUUUUAAUUUUCAUAAUUUUUGCCAGUUCAUGGUUCUAUAAAAAAUUCUUACUUUUUUUAAUACGAAAAUCCUGAAAAUCAAUUAUCAAAAAAAUAGGUACAAAGGGGACCGGGAUUUUUUUUAUGUAUGAAAAAGUUCCCGUUGGAUUUAGAAUGGCAGUGUUAGCUGAUGUGUUCAGGCGCGUCGGAAACGCCUCUUGGAUAAGAUGUUGCAAUUUAUUGCUAAUGAUAAGUGAAAAAUUUUCGGGGUUUUGGUAAAUAAGGUGGAUUUUAAUUAUGUUUUUUUUGUAGUUUUAUCAAUGAAGUACUUAAGGUACUGUGAUAAAAAUGUACUUAGGAGUAUACUUAUUUAUCAUAAUUGAUUUUAUUAGGACUUAUUUGAAAUUAAGUAUUAAUAUCAACAUAUUGUCAGGCAACCUACCACCAUAGGCCUAUAAUGGGUUGCCUAUACCUCGCUGGUAACAACGAAGACCAGAUUUCUUCGAUCCACAUUUGACAUCAAAUGUCCUGCAAUAAACACUUCUUCGCAAUAGUAACUAUUUUCUUAAACUACUUACUCUUUAAUUAACACCACUAUUGCUAAUUAAUUAUUCAUUCGAUACAAUAUCGUACACAUUAUUUCUUCUUCGCUCUUCUUAAUUCACCUUAUAUCGUCUCGUAACUAGAACUCGAAUUAAACUGUCUCAAUCUCUUUUAUUAUUAUUCACAGGGGCUAGACGUGUUCUAGAAUUACUCCAGAAUGUGGGAUUUAGAAAAUUUGGUCUUUGUCACUAGGUAGAUCUUCGCAACCCAUUAAAUACCUCAUGACGUAUGGUGAUUGUCUAUAUGUGACAAUAUAUUAUCACUUAUACUUCAUUUAUUUCGUGAGUAAAAAGUAAGAUUUUUUAACUGACCUGUGUUAGAAAAACGUUUGAUGCUUGUAAGUCCGUUCCGUAUUUGACGAAAGAAGGUGCGAUUUUACGAUUAUAGAAGUGAUUAACUAAAUUAAUUGAUUUUAUUGGAGUUUGUAUAAAUAGGGUCGGUCGCCGAUAUAAUAACAUAAUUGCAACGACGCGACGUGACUAUUUUUAAUUUAUGUUUAGUAUGGACAUCCAUCACUUUGCAAGUAAUUAGCCGAUAAAGACCGUAAUUUAUCACCUUACUUUACCUAAUGAACGAUGUAUUCUUUUGUAAAAGGUAGAAAAAAAAAACUUGCUAUUUUUUAUUUAAAUUUUUUUUUGUUAGUAAAAAGAGUAACUUUAAUUUAAAUAGUAUGCAAUAAUAAAAUGUAAUUUAGUGCAUACAUAUGAGUUACAUUAUAUAUCGCAUUCGAUAAUUAUUUUGAUUGAUAAGAAUAAAUUGUAUGACUUUAGUAAAGGCCAAUUGGAAUUCUGAUAUGAACGUUAUUUUAAUAACAAAGUUCAUAGUAAAAUUAUAUUAAUUAAAUGUAUUAAUAGCCGAUACUACAAAUCCUUAUCUCCUAUAAGUUUAAUAAAGCAUGAAGCUUGCGUAACGUCAAUUUCGUACAUAUCGUUAUAGUGCUGUUUAUCUUGCAUAUUACGAACUUGCCAGCAAACUAUUAUUGCUGCUAAUUAAAAAAAAAGCUUAUUAUGACUUUUUUGCAAAUUACAAUAAACAAAAGCAAAUAAAACAAAAUGUUAUGUAAUCACACCGGUAGGUGAAUUUCGAAAAGAAUCAUGCGCAUCUCUCGCUAAUAAGGAGUUUCAAGGGAUGGUUCUGCACAACACAGUUUCUUAAGUGGCAGUGCUUUUAUGUGAGUUUACCGAAAGCAAAAAAUAUUAAGUAAGUACAUUACUAGACGAUAAUUUUUUUGGGUAAAUAUUUGAGUUGACUGUGUAUCGCUUGGUGAUAAAAAUCUAUAGACAAACAUUCUAUUAUCACAUGCGAGAGUUUCUACCGAUGGAAUUGAACCUAAUUAAUUUAUUAUACAGCUGAGCAUGGAUGACUUUGGCAUAAUAAAAUCUCUUGAUCAUCACUCCAAUAUAUCACAUUUUAAUUAUACGUUGUUAAGUAUUGUGAAAGAAAAGAUUCUUAACAAUAGCUACGAAGACGAUUCGUCGUUUACCAGUGUAUGUGAAGAAUGCGACAGUUGGUUCAUUCAAAACUUUACAAGCACCUAUGCAAAAUAUUAUCAUGGCUUUGUUGCGAUAACUAUUUGCAUAUUCGGUACAAUAUCCAAUAUACUGAAUGUAACAGUUCUGAACUCAAAAGACAUGGUAACCGUUCCGAUAAACAGGAUUUUGAAGAGCCUGGCAAUUUCCGAUAUGCUUGUUAUGGUCGAGUACAUUUUCUUUGCAUGGUACUACUACAUACAUCUACCAAAAGAGAUGAAUUUUCCAUAUUGGGGAGCUGUUUUCAUAUUAAUACAUACACAUUUUACACAAAUUGUUCACACCGUUUCCAUCUGCCUUACUGUUACGCUUGCAACAUGGAGAUACAUUAUCAUAGGAUGUCCAGGAAAGAACAGCCUAUUGUGUGCAGAUAAACGGUGUACCAUGGCAAUUAAUACGUGCUACGUUUUUUCUAUAAUUUUGUGCAGUCCUUCGUUUUUUAUGUUGAAAAUAAGAGCCACUACAGUAGUCGAAGAUAAAGAGUACACCCUGUAUCACACAGCUCUUAGUGAUUUGGGGGUAGAAAAUAUCACAUACCUUGUCGUUAACUUUUGGUUAUAUGCAGUCUUUAUUAAACUAAUUCCCUGCCUUUUAUUGACUGUGAUAACAAUUUGGUUAAUAAAAAAAUUAUUGAAAACCAAAAGUCGAAGACAUCUUUUGAAAAAUUACAAUUACCGUUUAGCGCGAGGAUUUAAAGAAAGAACGCAUAAGAAAACGGACAAAACGACGAAAAUGUUGAUUGCAGUUCUCAUGCUUUUCCUUUUCACCGAAUUCCCCCAAGCGAUUUUAGGACUCAUGAUGGGAAUGAAAGGGAAAUGCUUUUUUCUCAAGUGCUACCAAGAACUUGGCGAAGUUUUGGACAUACUCGCCUUAUCAAACGGUUCAAUAAAUUUUAUUUUGUACUGCUGCAUGAACAGACUUUUCAGGAAGAACUUUAAGAAAAUUUUCAUCACGAGCGUUUUGGUGAAGUUUCCCACCAUAAGUUAUGCAGCAUCCGAAAAUCAAUCCACGACCACUGCUAUUACUAUCACCACUGAACAAUGAGAAAAAUGUUGCAGAAUUUGCAGAAUCCUCAAAGGUUCUUUAAUGAUGACUGUUGCUGCAAAGGUCCAUUAAAAACUUCCCAAAUUAAACAUCCUAGGCCCCACAUAUCAGAAGAACUGCAAU